AUGUCUCCGCAACAGAUUUCCAAUCACACCGUCCACCUCCUUCCUCUUAAGGAUGAUGGCUCUCCGGACCUACCAGGCGAGCCACCAUACAUCUACCUCACGCCGCCUACGCAUCCCGCAUACAGCAUCCGAUUCCAGAUCGAAGGCACUAGCUCCAUCACUCGAGAGGGUAGCCUAUGGGUGAACAUCCCGCCCAAAGGCGCGGACUUUGAUCGCAAGAAGUUUUACGAAUACAAACUACACCCCAGCUUCACCGAGUCGAUCAAGAUCGACGUGCCCGUCUACAUUGCAGGCGCUUUCGAGUUCUACUGCUCGUAUACUCCCCUCCCAGUCUUCACCACUGGCAAACUUGCGGAGACCCCCAAACCGACACGCACUGAGAGCCAUUACAUCGAUGUCUCGCCAAAGCUACACGUCGAUAAUUCGCCUCUUCCAUUGGACUCCCUCUCGCUCAUCUCGGUCCUUUCCAAGUUCAUGGGAUCCUACCCCGAGGACUUCAAUCGCCAUCUGCACGGAAUCAGCGAGCGAGGCUACAACAUGGUUCACUUCACACCUCUCAUGAUGCGUGGUGACAGCAAUUCCCCAUACUCCAUUUACGACCAGCACACUUUCGACAAAGCCAUCUUCCCCAAAGGCGAGGCUUCCGUCGCGGAGAUGGUACACCACAUGGAACACGAGCUCGGUCUUCUUAGUCUGACAGACGUUGUCUGGAACCACACUGCCAACAACAGCAAGUGGCUUGAGGAGCACCCCGAAUGUGGUUACAACAUCAAGACGGCGCCUCACCUCCAGUCAGCUUACGAGCUCGACAGUGCUUUCCUGGAUUUCUCCUCCCGAUUGUCAUCUCUUGGACUGCCCACUCGUCUCAACAGUACAGAUGAUCUCCUCCGCAUCAUGGAUGGUGCCAAAAUUCACGUAAUUGGCAACUGCAAGCUUUGGGAAUUUUACGUUCUCGACGCCGAUAAAGACGCUGCUGCCGCAACAUCUGCGUGGAUGGAGGGUAGGGUCAACUUUGAUGGAGCAAUCCCUGAUGACAUUGCUGCAUGGCAACUCAAAGACAAGGCCGAAUGGAUCCGUGAAAACUGCUGCCCUGGUAAGGAUCGCAUGGGUGAGAGAUUCCGAAGACACAUUGUCCCUGAACGUGGAGCUGCCCUUUUGCAGAAGCUGUUUGGGAAAUACAACAAGCAGCUCAACAGCUCCGGGGAUGAACGCACGGCGUACGGAACUUUGCACCGCUUCCUCAAUGAAGUCAACCUCGCCUGGUACAAGGAGUACGACGCAGAUGUCGCCGCCAUCAUGGAACAGGUCUUUAACCGUACAAAGUAUAUGCGCCUUGACAGCAACGGACCCAAGAUGGGCGACAUUACCAUUCAGAGCCCUUUGAUUGAGUCGUACUUUACUCGCCUGCCAAUCAACGAGACCACAUCCAAGCAUCAUCCAGACUCUCUCGCUCUUGCCAACAACGGUUGGGUCUGGGCUGCAGAUGUCAUGCGCGACAAUGCCGGUCCCAAGUCGAAGGUCUACCUCCGCCGCGAGCUCAUCGUCUGGGGAGACUGCGUCAAGCUGCGUUAUGGCAAUGGUCCGGAAGACAGUCCAUAUUUGUGGAAAUACAUGAUUGAGUWCACUCAGCUCAUGGCAAAACAUUUCCACGGCUUCCGCAUUGACAACUGUCACUCCACGCCCCUCCACGUCGCAUCCGCCAUGCUCGACGCUGCUCGCCACGUUCGGCCCAAUCUCGUUAUUGCCGCUGAGCUGUUCAGUGGUGAUGAGAAGAUGGACUUUCUCUACUGUCAAAAGUUGGGCAUCAGCUUCCUCAUCCGCGAGGCGAUGCAGUGUUGGUCUACCGCGGAAAUGUCGAAACUCGUACACAUCAACUGCGGCCGUCCUAUUGGGAGCUUCGAGGUUGACGACAUCUCCGGGAGUGACAAGCCAUUGUCGGAUCCCGCGUCUCCUGGCAGCAACGGCUCACCACAGGGUCGCGAGAUUGUCCACAAGAUCAUCCCAUCGAAGAUCCACGCCCUUCUCAUGGACUGCACACACGAUAACGAAACACCCGUUCAACGCCGUGAUGGCCGUGACACCCUGCCCAGCGCGGCCCUUGUGGCGAUGUGCGCCUCCGCGAGCGGAUCCAACUUUGGCUUCGACGAGUGCUACCCUCAAUUGAUUGAGCUGGUACACGAGACUCGUCCGUACUCGUCCCCCUACAGCAGCCUUCAAGCUAGUCAGGCCAUGAAGGUGGGACCAUCUGAGGGUAUUGGUGGUAUCAAGCGUCUCAUGAACCAGCUACACACCAUCAUGGGUAAGGAUGGCUAUGACGAAUCUUUUGUUCAUCAUGACGGCGAAUACAUAACCGUCCAUCGUCUUCACCCCAAGUCCCGAAAAGGCUACUACCUCAUCGCUCACACUGCUUUCCCUGGUUAUGGCAACGGAAACGCCGGGUYCGGGCCGCAAUGGCUUACUGGGACCAAGGCGAAGCUCCUCGGCGCCUGGAACUUGGAGUGCGAUCAAAGUGAGGAGGCCAAGAAGGCGGCCAUCAACGACAAGAUUUUGCGUGGUAUUCCCAGCAAGACCAAGGACCUGCGCGGCGUUACAGUUGAGGCUCGCGGCGAUGAUACUGUCCUCACUGUGCCAAGCGUCUUCCCGCCAGGCUCCAUUGCCGUCUUCGAGACAUGGAUUCCGGGUGCUGAACACAGCGAGGGUCUUGACAAGUACCUCACCACCGGUGCUCGCGCAGCUUUCAAGGACUGCAGCCUAAACGACAUCAACGCGAUCAUGUACCGUGCCGACUCGGAGGAGCGCGCCAUGUCAAAGGGAGCUGAUGGUGUUUACACGAUCCCAGGAUCCGGCGCUCUCGUGUACUGCGGUCUUCAAGGCUGGUGGUCUGUCCUUCGCGAUGUUGUUGAGCACAACGAUCUCGGCCACCCCAUUUGCGACCAUCUUCGUGAAGGUCAGUGGGCACUGGACUAUAUUGUUGAACGCCUCGAGAAGCUCGCACAGCGUCCCGACGGCAUUUACAAAGGUGUCAAGCCGGUCGCGGAAUGGCUGAAGCAGCGCUUUGAUGCCAUUCGCAAUGUUCCAAGCUUCCUUCUUCCGCGCUGCUUUGCCCUGGUCAUCCGUACUGGCAAGAAAGCGGCCACUGAGCGUGCGAUUGAACAAAUGCACCCAAACAUCCAGCAUGGACAGCACUUCCUCAAGUCACUGGCUAUGGUGUCUUGCCAGCUCCAAGGAUACAUGGACAAUGCUCGCCUCUGGCCCGACAAGCUCGAUCCCUCUUUGGCUGCUGGACUGCCCCACUUUACUCAAGAUUGGGCUCGUGUCUGGGGUCGUGACACUAUGAUCGCCAUGCGUGGUCUUUUGACCUGCACUGGACGAUAUGAUGAGGCGAAAGAGCAUCUUCUCUGCUUCACCAGCUUGAUCAAGCAUGGAAUGAUUCCCAACUUGGUCAAUUCUGGCAAGCUUCCUCGAUACAACAGCAGAGACUCCGUCUGGUUCUUCCUUCAAAACAUCCAGGACUACGUCGCACUCGUACCGAAUGGUCAAUCUCUCCUCCAGGAGCGCGUUCGUCGCCGGUUCCUACCAUACAAGGAUGACUGGUUCCCAUUCGACGACCCAAAGGCAUACUCCCAAUACAGCACCGUCGAGGAUGUUGUCCAGGAGUGCCUGCAGCGACACGCAUCUGGCAUGCACUUCCGCGAGUACAAUGCCGGACCGGACCUCGACAGCCAGAUGAAGAGCGAAGGUUUCAACAUCGACAUAGAGGUUGACUGGACCAACGGAAUCAUCUACGGCGGUAACGAGUGGAAUUGUGGAACCUGGAUGGACAAGAUGGGCUCCUCCGCCAAGGCUGGCAACAAAGGACACCCCGGUACCUCCCGUGACGGCGCGCCAGWGGAGAUAACCGGUCUGCUGUACAGCUGUCUUCACUGGGUCGAUGGCCUCAAGGCUGCGGGCAAGUUCAAGUACGAUGGUAUUACCAAACCUGAUGGCACCCUCAUCACCUACGGCGCUUGGGCGGCCUUGAUUCGCAACAGCUUCGAGCACCACUACUACGUUCCUACCGACCCAGCCAAAUUUGCCGAGUACGAURUCAACGCGAAGAUUGUCAACCGCAAGGGCAUCUACAAGGACGUUCACCGCUGCAAGAAGGAGUACAGAGAUUACCAGCUGCGCCCCAACUUCCCCAUUGCCAUGGUCGUCGCACCAGAUCUCUUCGAUCCCGCUCACGCUAUCGGCGCACUGGAGAUUGCAGACAAGAACCUGCGCGGCCCAACCGGAAUGGCUACCCUGGAUCCAGCUGAUAUGGAGUACCACCCAGACUACAUCAACAGCGAUGACUCUGACAACUACCAGACAGCCCAAGGACGCAACUACCACCAAGGUCCCGAGUGGCUGUGGCCGACGGGAUUUUUCCUUCGUGCUCUUCUCAAGUUCGACUUGAAGCGUCGCCAGACCAAGGAGGAGCGUGUGGAGRCAUUCCAACAGGUCACUCAACGUCUCAAGGGGUGUCGUCAAGAGAUUCACGACUCGCCUUGGCGUGGUCUGACUGAGCUGAGCAACAAGAAUGGCUCCAUGUGUCACGAUUCGUGCCCUACCCAAGCGUGGUCUGCCGGGUGCAUAAUAGACCUCUUCGAUGACGCGAGCCGAAUCACGAUGGAGUCUUGA
Messenger RNA from Ramularia collo-cygni, 4662 nucleotides. RefSeq names its product probable glycogen debranching enzyme. Gene Ontology annotation, biological process: glycogen catabolic process. Bases 1 to 4662 code for a protein of 1553 amino acids. NCBI's taxonomy places the organism in Eukaryota, Fungi, Ascomycota, Dothideomycetes, Mycosphaerellales, Mycosphaerellaceae. Gene Ontology annotation, molecular function: 4-alpha-glucanotransferase activity; amylo-alpha-1,6-glucosidase activity. The transcript has 3 exons. The record is from RefSeq and is a predicted model, not a curated record.